AACCGAUCACUAGUACACUAGAAAAACCAUUCACCACCACUCUCUCAUACACCUAUUUGAGUCUCUCUCAUCUUGUUUGAUCAGACUACUCUCUAGAACAGUUAAGUCUCCAUGGCUUCAACAAUCUCAUAUGUCUGUACUGUUAACAGAACACCGUUGAGCAUGAACAGCUCUAGUUCUGGAGGUAAUUCCGUACCGAGCUCGGCCUUUUUGGGUGGUGGUUUGAAGAAAGUGAACUCGAGAACUACCCAACAGAAAAUGGAAUCUAAAAGCUUUAAGAUUGUGGCGGAAGUGAAUGAUGAUAAGCAGACAAACAAGGACAAAUGGAGAGGCCUUGCCUAUGACACGUCUGAUGACCAGCAGGACAUAGUCAGAGGAAAGGGAAUGGUUGAUUCUCUCUUCCAGGCUCCUCAGGACGCAGGAACUCACUUUGCUGUGAUGAGUUCUUAUGAAUACGUCAGUACCGGACUUCGCCAAUACAACUUGGAUAACAAUAUGGAUGGGUUCUACAUUGCUCCAGCUUUCAUGGACAAACUUGUUGUUCACAUGACCAAAAACUUCAUGACCUUGCCUAACAUCAAGGUUCCUCUCAUUCUUGGUAUCUGGGGAGGCAAAGGUCAAGGGAAAUCUUUCCAGUGUGAGCUCGUCUUUGCCAAGAUGGGAAUCACCCCCAUCAUGAUGAGUGCUGGAGAAUUGGAAAGUGGGAACGCUGGAGAGCCUGCAAAAUUAAUCAGGCAAAGGUACCGUGAAGCAUCUGAUAUCAUUAAGAAAGGGAAAAUGUGUUGCCUCUUUAUCAAUGAUCUAGAUGCUGGAGCUGGAAGGAUGGGUGGAACUACCCAAUACACUGUCAACAACCAGAUGGUGAAUGCCACCCUUAUGAACAUUGCCGAUAACCCCACAAAUGUCCAGCUUCCUGGAAUGUACAACAAGGAAGAAAAUGCCCGGGUUCCAAUCAUAUGCACUGGUAAUGACUUCUCCACAUUGUAUGCCCCUCUCAUUCGCGAUGGUCGUAUGGAGAAAUUCUACUGGGCUCCCACUAGGGAGGACCGAAUUGGUGUCUGCACAGGAAUCUUUAAGACUGACAAUGUUCCUCAGGAGGAUGUCAUUAGGAUUGUUGAUACCUUCCCUGGCCAAUCUAUUGACUUCUUUGGGGCCCUCAGGGCUCGAGUCUAUGAUGAUGAAGUGAGGAACUGGAUAUCAGGUGUUGGAGUACAGGACAUCGGGAAGAAGCUCGUGAACUCAAAAGAGGGACCCCCAACUUUCGAGCAGCCCAAAAUGACAGUUGAGAAGCUUCUUGAGUAUGGUAAUAUGCUUGUCCAGGAACAGGAGAACGUGAAGAGAGUUCAAUUGGCUGACAAGUACUUGAGUGAGGCAGCUCUUGGAGAUGCAAACCAAGAUUCUAUUAAGAGAGGAAGUUUCUAUGGCAUGGCAGCCCAACAAGUUCAUGUUCCUGUCCCUGAGGGUUGCACAGAUCCCUCAGCGGAAAACUAUGACCCAACAGCUAGGAGUGACAAUGGGAGCUGCCAGUAUUGAAGCCAAGCCCGCUCUUUCUACUAUGGGCUCUCUCAGGAAGCAGAAUUGCUUUCAGAGAAUAGAUAAGUUAGUGAUAUUCCUACAUUUGCUGUCCAUGACUACUGCUUCGUAAAUUUUGAUGUAAAAUAAACAAUGUUUGAGCUUCAUUAGCACUUCUUUGUCA
Messenger RNA from Cornus florida, 1696 nucleotides. RefSeq names its product ribulose bisphosphate carboxylase/oxygenase activase, chloroplastic-like. The coding region runs from base 112 to 1533 and encodes 473 amino acids. Gene Ontology annotation, cellular component: chloroplast stroma; thylakoid. The transcript has 7 exons. NCBI's taxonomy places the organism in Eukaryota, Viridiplantae, Streptophyta, Magnoliopsida, Cornales, Cornaceae. Gene Ontology annotation, molecular function: ATP hydrolysis activity; ATP binding; ribulose-1,5-bisphosphate carboxylase/oxygenase activator activity. The record is from RefSeq and is a predicted model, not a curated record.